Molecule: messenger RNA, 1083 nt
Organism: Cooperia oncophora
Lineage: Eukaryota; Metazoa; Nematoda; Chromadorea; Rhabditida; Trichostrongylidae
Source: the annotation of a GenBank genome assembly
AUGUGCACCUCAACAUGUACCGGAUUAACCUGUGGCUGUCUAACACCCUUCCCGGCAGACGCCUACCCGGGAUGCCUAUUCUAUCGAGUUGCACAAGUACCACAGAAUGACGAGGUUGUAGCUCCUGGAACCCCGAAAUUCCACCUCACACUAGAAACAACUCAUAAGGAAAUCGCAGCAAACGAGUCUUUGCAACUACAUCCUUAUGUCUCAAAGAAGGUGGGCGGUUGGGACAUCAAAAUAACGUCCCUACAAAACAUGCAAGACAGCGCUCUCAACAAACGUUACGCAGAAUCCGCAGCGGGAUUCAAAAUGCUCGGCGAUGCAUCUAAAAUCGCCGUCGAAUGCCCAGAUGAGAGCACUGCCAGCGAGGAUUUCAGCAGGUGCUCCAACGAGGUAAUCUGCACCUGCAGUCAUACAAGGAGUAGAGUACAGUGCAUUUGUCCACAAUACAGCUUGAAGGACUCGCAAAACUCUAUCACCACUCUACCACUUAUAGCGUCUCACCAACCCUGUACUUUACACGCAACAGCUGUAACCGGCUGCUACAGUUGUCUUGAAGCCGCAAAAUCUACAGUACACUGUUAUUCAGAGAAAACCACCGAAAUAACCCUUGAGUGUACAGAUCAAACUUUCCUAAUCAAGUGUUCAAAAUACACUUUAGCCAAUGUCAUAAUGCUACAAUACGAUCAUGCAAAUGUAAAAGAUGUGUGCUCAUAUCAGAGCGCAGGGAAACUCUCCGAGAUCACUUUGAUAGGCACACUUUUAUACCAUACGCCCACGCUAGACCACGAAAUAUUCGGCGAAGGUAAACAAACAACCGCAAGCAACACAGCCUGGUGGAGCAACAUUUCGUUGCCAGACAUAGGUCCCCUUGCGGCCACAAUUACCAAACACUGGAAAACAACCGUCGCAGUUAUCUGUAGCUUCACAGUAAUCGGACUGCUCACAUAUUUCCUCGGACCAACAGUCAUAAUCACUAUUGUUCAUUUACUCGUCACAAUUCUCCUCGCGAUGGCUGAGACACUCUUCGCAUGUCUCAGAAGCCUAUUCUCUCUUCUGCGGCGGUACCGUAAUGACUAA